CUGUGUUGGCCUAGGGUUCCGCUGUGGGGAUGUCCCGUGGGAGUGAGUGAGGAAAUCCUGGGGCCCGCUGGUUUGAGUCCUCACCUCCAAUCUGUCAGCGAAAUCGGGCGAAGAGACGCCUGCAGGUGCGGAAGGGAGGAAGCUCGACUGCCCCAGAAAAGAGCAAGUGGGCAGGCAGCGGCGGGGCAGAACCGAAGUGUAUGCAGGGUCUUUAGAGGCCGGUCCUGGUCGGCGCCGCUCUUGUUGAGGCCAUGGUGCAGGCGGUGCUGUGGGCGAUACCCAGCAUGCGAGUUGACAAAACAACCAAAGAACAGGGCUCCCCAUUACAAUCUCCAUCGAGCUUUUUUUCCUUGCCAUUUGGAGCUGAUUUAUGCGAAAACAUGCCUUGCACGUGUACCUGGAGGAACUGGAGACAGUGGAUUCGACCUUUAGCGGUGGUCAUCUACCUGGUGUCCAUAGUGGUUGCGGUUCCCCUAUGCGUGUGGGAAUUACAGAAGCUAGAGGUUGGAAUACACACGAAGGCUUGGUUUAUUGCUGGAAUUUUUUUGUUGUUGACUAUACCUAUAUCACUAUGGGUGAUAUUGCAACAUUUAGUGCAUUAUACACAACCUGAACUACAGAAACCAAUAAUAAGGAUUCUUUGGAUGGUACCCAUAUACAGUUUAGAUAGUUGGAUAGCUUUGAAAUAUCCCAGCAUUGCAAUAUAUGUGGAUACUUGCAGAGAAUGUUAUGAAGCUUAUGUCAUUUACAACUUUAUGGGAUUCCUUACCAAUUAUCUCACUAACCGGUAUCCAAAUCUGGUAUUAAUUCUUGAAGCCAAAGAUCAGCAGAAACAUUUCCCUCCUUUAUGCUGCUGUCCACCAUGGACUAUGGGAGAAGUAUUGCUGUUUAGGUGCAAACUGGGUGUACUGCAGUAUACAGUUGUCAGACCAUUCACCACCAUUGUUGCUUUAAUCUGUGAGCUGCUUGGUAUAUAUGAUGAAGGAAACUUUAGCUUUUCAAAUGCUUGGACUUACUUGGUUAUAAUAAACAACAUGUCACAAUUGUUUGCCAUGUAUUGUCUGCUGCUAUUUUAUAAAGUACUAAAGGAAGAAUUGAGUCCAAUCCAACCUGUUGGCAAAUUUCUUUGUGUAAAGCUAGUGGUUUUUGUUUCCUUUUGGCAAGCAGUAGUUAUUGCUUUGUUGGUUAAAGUUGGCGUUAUUUCUGAAAAGCAUACAUGGGAAUGGCAAACUGUAGAAGCUGUGGCUACAGGACUCCAGGACUUUAUCAUCUGUAUCGAGAUGUUCCUUGCUGCUAUUGCUCAUCACUACACUUUCUCAUAUAAACCGUAUGUCCAAGAAGCAGAAGAGGGCUCAUGCUUUGAUUCUUUUCUUGCCAUGUGGGAUGUUUCAGAUAUUAGGGAUGAUAUUUCUGAACAAGUAAGGCAUGUUGGAAGAACAGUCAUGGGACAUCCUAGGAAGAAAUUUUUUCCCGAGGACCAAGAUCAAAAUGAACAUACAAGUUUGUUAUCAUCGUCAUCACAAGAUGCAAUUUCUGUUGCCUCUUCUGUACCACCUUCACCCAUGGGUCACUACCAAGGGUUUGGACACACUGUGACUCCACAGACUACACCUACUACCGUUAAUAUAUCAGAGGAAAUGUAUCAUGACACUACAGGAGAGAAAAAUGAACUUUCAGAUAAAUCUGUGGCCUCCUGAAUGAGUGCAGAAGCAAAGUGUGCUCCUUCUACCAUGUUAUUUCAUCACCUGGUAUCGCAUUGCUCAGGAUUUUGUGCUUGGGACAAGCUAUAAAUGAUGGAAAAUAUCAACACAAAGAAGGUGAAAGCCAGGUACUAUUGGAUUUAUAUAACUGAGUUUUGUAUAUCACAAAUAAUCAGUCUAAAUAUCCUAGACUUAGACUUGAUUUCUUAACAUUAGAGUAUCACAUACUCCAAAUGGUAGAAAAUGACUCUACUAAAUGUUCCUGAUGUUAACAUUGCUUUAUCAAGAGGAUGGACAUUAAAAGAAAAAAAAAAAAUCAAUGCUUCCUACCACUGCUGCAUGAAUAUAAUGCUCUGGAAUUUAGCAGAAAGUAUAAUUUGGAAAUAUGAUUUAGUGGAACUUAAUCAUGUGCCACAUAUGCCUACCUAACAAUUAUUUCUCUAUUUCUCAACUGGAUGUCUUUCAAUAAAUGAGAAUUUAUCAUUUA
Messenger RNA from Hyaena hyaena (striped hyena), 2187 nucleotides. RefSeq names its product transmembrane protein 184C (gene TMEM184C). Lineage: Eukaryota; Metazoa; Chordata; Mammalia; Carnivora; Hyaenidae. Gene Ontology annotation, molecular function: transporter activity. The coding region runs from base 252 to 1697 and encodes 481 amino acids. The transcript is spliced from 11 exons. Gene Ontology annotation, biological process: transport. The record is from RefSeq and is a predicted model, not a curated record.